Molecule: messenger RNA, 1726 nt
Organism: Camelina sativa (false flax)
Lineage: Eukaryota; Viridiplantae; Streptophyta; Magnoliopsida; Brassicales; Brassicaceae
Product: dof zinc finger protein DOF2.5
Biological process (GO): regulation of DNA-templated transcription
Molecular function (GO): DNA binding; DNA-binding transcription factor activity
Source: RefSeq, a predicted model, not a curated record
UAGUUAAUAUAUGUAUAGCUAUAUUCUCUUAGAUAAUAAGUUAAAAUUUGGGUUCUUCUCUUCUCCGUCUUCUUCGCUGGCUCUUUUUUCAUCAUCCAUAAAGUGAAAGGCAACGCAUAGAAGAGCCAUCACUCACAAACAAAGAAAAGGCAAAAAAAAAAAAAAAAGUUCUCAAAAAACAUUCUUCUCUUUGGCCUUUACUCAAAACCCACACACACAUAUCUCUCUCUCUCUCUGGCUUUCUCUUUGUCGGAAGUCAUGGACGCUACGAAGUGGACACAGGGUUUUCAAGAAAUGAUGAACGUAAAACCAAUGGAGCAGAUAAUGAUUCCUAACAACAGCACACAUCAAUCAAACACAACAUCCAAUGCAAGGCCAAACACCACUCUCACAUCUAACGGCGUCUCAGCCGCUGGAACCACCGUCUCCGGCGUAAGCAACAACAACAAUAACAAUAUGGCGGUUGUGGCGGAGAGGAAAGCAAGACCACUGGAGAAAAUAAAUUGUCCAAGGUGUAACUCAACCAACACAAAGUUUUGUUACUACAACAACUAUAGCCUCACACAACCAAGAUACUUCUGCAAGGGUUGUCGAAGGUAUUGGACCGAAGGUGGGUCUCUUAGGAAUGUUCCUGUGGGAGGAAGCUCAAGAAAGAACAAGAGAUCAUCUUCUUCUUCUUCUUCAUCAAACAUCCUUCAGACGAUACCAUCUUCACUUGGUUUGACCACAACACUUCCAGAUCUAAACCCACCAAUUCUCUUCUCCAACCAAAUCCCUAAUAAAUCAAAAGGGUCAUCGCAAGAUCUCAACUUGUUGUCUUUCCCUGUCAUGCAAGAUCAACAUCAUCAUCAUCAUCAUCAUGUUCAUAUGUCUCAGUUUCUUCAGAUGCCGAAGAUGGAGGGAAAUGGUAACAUAACUCAUCAGCAGCCUUCGUCAUCUUCUUCUCUCUAUGGCUCCUCGUCGUCAGCUCUUGAGCUUUUAAGAACCGGAGUUAAUGUUUCUUCAAGAUCAGGGAUUAACUCAUUCAUGCCUCCCGGUCCAAUGAUGGAUUCAAACACUGUGCUUUACACCUCUUCAGGGUUUCCAACAAUGGUAGACUACAAGCCAAGUAAUCUCUCCUUCUCUACCGAUCACCAAGGGCUUGGACACAACAACAACAACAAUAGGUCCGAAGCUCAUAAUGAUCAUCAUCAUCAAGGUAGAGUUUUGUUUCCAUUUGGGGAUCAAAUGAAGGAGCUUUCAUCAAGCAUAACACAAGAAGUUGAUCAUGAUGAAAAUCAACAACAGAAGAGUCAUGGAAAUAAUAAUAAUAACAAUUCAAGUCCUAGUAAUGGAUAUUGGAGUGGGAUGUUCAGUACUACAGGAGGAGGAUCUUCAUGGUGAAGCAAAAUGAUCAAAAAGGAGACUGUGAAAUUAGCUUUCUAAUUCUCUUUCAUGAUCUUUUGCCUCACAUGGGUUACUUUAGUUAAAGUUGUCAGAACUUAGCUAACACAACAUAGUCUUUUUUAUUCUCCUUUCUUUUUGGGGUUUUUGUUAAAAUCAAAUAUUUAUUUUCUAAAUGUUUUUUAUAGUUGGGGUUUGAUGGUAAUUUUGGGUUGGUUUUUCAUUUUGGUUUGUCGAUAUAAAUCAGGGCGUUUGUGUAUGGGUAGAAGAAUAUGUGAAUACGAAUCUCGCGAGUGUUGUUACAUGGUAUGUAAUGUAACUAAGUAUUCAUCGCUUCUUCUAA